Messenger RNA from Micropterus dolomieu (smallmouth bass), 4519 nucleotides. RefSeq names its product CD164 molecule, sialomucin (gene cd164). The record is from RefSeq and is a predicted model, not a curated record. Bases 144 to 698 code for a protein of 184 amino acids. Gene Ontology annotation, cellular component: cytoplasmic vesicle. The transcript has 6 exons. Lineage: Eukaryota; Metazoa; Chordata; Actinopteri; Centrarchiformes; Centrarchidae.
AACCGAGCAGCAGCAGCAGCAGCAGAGACGCAAGACCAGAGCGAGAAGAAGAAGCCGUCAAAUCUCCGAAGUCCCGUUCUCGACGUUUCUCAUCAGAUACGUGCUCCCCGUCGUGCAGACAAGAGCUUAAGUUGGCCGCAGUCAUGUACUUUAGGGUGGUGUUUUUCACUGUGGCUGUAGCUCUGAUAGGUGCAUCAGCCGCACCAGACUCAGAUGGAUGUUCCACUUUGGCAUGUGAUUCAUGUGUAACCACUCCUGACUGCCAGUGGGUUAACUGCACAACAUCUCUCGGCUGUCGCAACAUGACUCUUCAGGCAGAAAACGAGACCUGCAGCAAUGCCAGCUGCUCAGCUUUUCAACCUUCUGCAGCCCCGAAUUCAACUGCCUCUGCUCCUUCGACUAGUCCCUCUCCUGCUACAGCCUCCCCUACCCCUGUUGUCACCACCACUGCUAACAGCAGCACCACAGGCAACGGAACCACUAUUCCCACUGUUGCCCCGACUCCUAGUGGUAACUCCACCUCCUCUACGACUCCAUCAAGAACCACAUCAGUUACCCCUACUCCUGAACCUCACAAGAACACCUUUGACGCUGCUAGCUUCAUUGGUGGAAUAGUGCUGGUCCUGGGCCUGCAGGCUGUGAUCUUCUUCCUCUACAAAUUCUGCAAGUCCAAGGACCGCAACUACCACACCCUCUGAAGCAGCCGCACUUUUAGAUCCACAUCAAUCGAUAUCCCCACCAACUAGAACCUUCCAGAGAAGACUCCCCCACUCGGCACACACUCAUCACAACGGACUCAAACAGUGUUUUCAAGCAGGUUUUCUAGAUCUUUGAUGUUUGUGCCACCUGUGGUUUAAGCCUGCAUUAGCGCUGCUGUUGUAAUAUGUAUUAAGGCACUAACUCAGGCCUGUAUGUAUGAUAAUUCACGUCUCACUAAUUUGUACAAAUUAACAGAUCUCCAGUGAUAUGGCAUUUAAGCCUUGAGCAUAUGGAUUACAUCAUCUGGUAGCUACUCCCACCUCCAUCAUGCUGUUAGUCAUUCAGCGAAAUACCAUUUUCCGGCGAAUUGAAGGUGUUUGUGUUUUUUACAGCCCCUGUCCUCAUGAUUCCUCAAUUACAGACACCACAUGAGCUGCAAACUGGUAGUACUUACAUACCUUUUUCAUCUUGAUUUGGAAACACUGUUUGAGUUCACAGCUAUUCUUAAACGUGACAAAUGUGAUGAUUCAGUAUUGCUUUCAAUCUGUUGAAUCGUGGGCAGGUUCCUUCUCCCCCGUGCAGCUGUAUCAUUUAUAUGUGUUCAUAGAUGAUGCAAAAGAGGUGGAGUUACUUACAGUACGAGGAAAUGGAAGCAACACCCAAUCAUCUGACGUCAGACUGAAAAAAUAGCGAUUCCCCCUGGUAAAUUAUUUUGGGUGUCUCCCUUGGCAUUUUAGGAGUGCUGUGCGUUUUCUGCUGUUUACUUCCCUGGGGAAAUCUUUCACUUAAUACUAGUUGUAGAAAAUGUCAAAAAAAAACAACUGCCAGUGGAGCAGCUCAAUGCAAUAAAUCAUGUAACAAGUUUAUCUCCCAUCCCUUAAUCUCCCAAAGGUUUUUUCUGAUCUUUACAGACGUACCCAACAGAGUUGCUAAUGUUGAGCUGGCCCUGUGGCCCCAUUUCUGUGGAGUACUCAAAGGGUGUGUGGGUCAAAAUGAAAGAUUGUAGAAUAUUUCAGAAAUAUGAAUAAUUAAUUUGUUUUAAUGAUGUACAAUAUAGUUGAUGCGGAUAUAAAGCAAAAUGGCAUGCAUGCACUUUCUUGAUGUGACAGUGAUAGCAGUGAAGUGCCUUUAAUGUCCAGUAUGACUUAAAGAGAGAAAUGGAAGAGGAUGAGUCCUUUCUUCCUGGUUGAGGCCUGAAAUGUUAUCAUUAGUUUAUGUUUCUAAGAAAGAAACUGUAUCGCAGUGCUGAUAUUGGUGAGAACUGUAGUAUCCCAGCUGGCCUGAAUAACCUUUUUAUUGUUAGAAUACAGUAGAUAGUAUCGAGGGCCUUGAUCAGUCAAGACUGAAGUUUUUCCCAUAAGCAGAGGACUAUAUUCAGUGCAUGAAACCUAUGGUCUUCUCACCAGUGACCUUGUGUAAAUGAAUAAUUAAAGGUGCUCUCCCUUCUGUUGCACCCUAAAACGGUUCUCAAAUAUCCUCCCACUUCACUAUUUAUGUUUCAGAACAUUGAGUUAUAAAUUGUGUCUAAUUUCAAAACAUGAACAAUGAACUGGCAGGAAAUUUUGAACUGUUAGGUGCUAUACAUCUGGAAGUGUACUUUUUUAAGGACAAUGUUGGGCUUAAUUUAAAAACUUGAGUAUUGGAGAGUGACAAAAAUGUUGGAGUGUUGGUUUGGUGAAAUGCACCUCUGAUUACUGACUUUACCUGUAAAUGAGAGGAUUGUGAAUGAAGUGCAGAACUGCAACAUCUAAGUGGUCGUGCUAGAGCUCAUGGCAAGUUCUCUAAUUGGCUUGCUGCUAACGGUGUGAUAUUUUUUUUUUUUUUUUUUUUUUUUUUUUUUUUUUUUCUCUUUCCCAUUUUGUCCCUCCCUGUACAUAGCCAUGUCCUGUUUUUGUUUAUAUUCUAGGUUUCGACUUGAGGAGAGGCUAAAUGAAGGAGCGUUUAUCAGUACAUUUUGCUUGUAGUGGCUUGUCGACGUCAGUAAUGUUUUGUUAAAUGCCUUUUUUCAUUAUUGCAUGCUGGAUGCUUGGAGUUGUGAUUUUUCCUGCCAUUGCAUAUGCUGUUAAGGAUUAAGACACUUAAAAACCACUUGAUUAUUUGUGAUUAGCCCAUAUGCUAGUUGAAAGAUUGCCUUGAAACAGUGUGCAUUAAGCCAAAGGCCUCAGUUUUGGCAUGGAAAUUGAGCAUUGCACUGACAAGCUUUGUUUUGUAACUUUGUCUUUGUAAGUGUUUUCAUGGUUCAGCCGACACAAAAAAACAAUCAGACGCUUGUAUAAAUACUCAAUCUUGAACAUAAUCUAGUUAAUGAAUGAAUAACCACCUUGUUUUGUAUGACCACGAACAGUAAAAAAAAAUCAUGAUUGAAGAUGUUUUCUUUCUUUUGGCUUUCAUAAUUUAGGAUUACAUGUUUUCUGCUGCUCACCAUUAACACGCCUUUUAACCUAGUCACCUGGUGGCAUUAGGCUACAGCCCAAAGACCCAACUAUGGCGAGUAGGCUACAGAGUUUUGCCUUAGCUGCACCCAUUUGUACAUUCUCUGCAUGUGGAGAGCCUUCGCCCAAAAUUAAGAGAAAUAUUUGAUAUUUUAUUCACAGCUGUUGUGUUGGUUUGCUGUGUAACCACUGAAUCCAGGCAGAGUGCUCAGUGCUUUUUAACAUGGUAGCUGCAUUCCUUACACAGCAUCACAUGUUGACAUUGCGGUGCGUCAAAACACCUCUGGUGUCUAUGGAUACAAAUAGAUGUCCAUUGUAAUGCCUCACUGCAGCUUAAACUACAAGUUUCUCAGUCCGUGCACCUCUUAAAGAAAAGUGCCUUAUUCAGUUAAUAUCCAUAUAAAGUUGGAGUUGGUAUGCCACACCUAUUAAAUACCAAUGGGACUCAGCACUUUCAGACCCCUGUGAAGUGGUUUUCUGUGUUGUAUUCUACGUAAAUGUCAGUUAUGUCACGCUUAGCCUUAUCAUCUUGAUCAAUCCCACAGAACAUUUGCUAGUGAAAAGCUUGUCCAGGCAAAUACCAGGCUGCUUUUGUUUGAAAGGUUUGUUUAUUUGUUAGGAGUAUCUUGUACUUAUUCUUGGAAUUUCUGUAGCAUUUAGUGUCUACAUUUUGACCAAUCAUGCAAAAUAAUUAUUGGUGUUUUAAAUGCUGCUGAAAUGAGUAUAACCAGCUAGGGAAUGACAUAGUUUUCAACUACAUGAACCCUGGGUGUAGCCUGGACAACUUCUCACCAGCACAUUGUUAUAAAAAUAACUUACCAGUAAUGUUGUAACCACAGUCCCAGACCUCUGGUGGUGUUGUUGUGACAUUUCCUCCACAAUGCAAAGUCACGUGAUGACUUCCACUUUGGUUGUAAUUUUCAAUUGUUGCAUUGAAUGAUCUGUUUUCUGUCCAGUAGGAUUUUAAAUUCAAAAUCAAAAUUUGCUUUGUCAUGGAGGGCUCUCCUGUCAGUUUUCAGCCUCGCAGUGUUCCAAACCAACGAGUAAAAAAGCUUUUUGAUUCCCUCCUUCGCCACAUGGCGAUAUUGCUAUGUGCACACACUGUAGUGCCAUAUGUGUUACGUUUUGUGUUAGAGGCCAUCAAUCUUGUAGGUACGAUUUGUUUUUGGGGUUUUUUGUUUUGCUCCCACCCCACUUUGAAAGACACAACUAUUCACGCACAGCCAUAUGUAGAAACUUGCAGGUGCCACUAUGCCUCCUGAAAUGUUUUGUGCUUAUGUGCCCUUUUUCUUUUCUCUCAAACCUUUUUUAUUUUGUGCCUUGGUUUCUAGUGCUGCCUUUAGUUUCACAAUGUAAAACCAAUAAAGUUUGAAUAUUGCCAAAACAAA